Messenger RNA from Colius striatus (speckled mousebird), 2847 nucleotides. RefSeq names its product FKBP prolyl isomerase 10 (gene FKBP10). The transcript has 10 exons. The coding region runs from base 1 to 1698 and encodes 565 amino acids. NCBI's taxonomy places the organism in Eukaryota, Metazoa, Chordata, Aves, Coliiformes, Coliidae. The record is from RefSeq and is a predicted model, not a curated record. Gene Ontology annotation, molecular function: peptidyl-prolyl cis-trans isomerase activity; calcium ion binding.
AUGUCCCCCGGCAGCCUCGUCCUCCUCCUCAGCAUCCUGGGGGGAUCCCCGGGGCUGGGUCACCCGGGACCCCUGGAAGAUGUGGUGAUAGAUAGAUACUAUAUCCCAAAAAUCUGCCUGCGGGAAGUCCAGAUGGGCGAUUUCAUUCGCUACCACUACAAUGGGACCUUUAAAGAUGGCAAAAAGUUUGAUUCCAGCUACGACCGAGGGGCCACGGUGGCCGGUGUGGUGGGCGUCGGGAGGCUGAUCACGGGCAUGGACCGGGGGCUGCAGGGCAUGUGCGUGAACGAGCGGCGUCACCUCAUCGUGCCCCCGCACCUGGGCUACGGCAGCAUCGGCGUGGCGGGGCUGAUCCCCCCCGAUGCCACCCUGUACUUUGACGUUGUCAUGCUGGAUAUCUGGAACAAGAAGGACAAGCUGCAGAUCACCAGCCUGUCCAAACCCGAGCGCUGCAACCGCACGGUGGAGAACUCGGACUUUGUGCGGUACCAUUACAACGGGACGCUGCUGGAUGGCACUCCCUUCGACUCCAGCUACAGCAAGGACAGCACCUACGACACCUACGUGGGCACUGGCUGGCUGAUCAAGGGCAUGGACCAGGGGCUGCUGGGCAUGUGUGCUGGAGAGAAGAGGAGCAUCAUCAUCCCCCCAUUCCUGGCUUAUGGGGAGAAGGGCUACGGCACUGUCAUCCCACCACAGGCCUCGCUGGUGUUCAGCGUGCUGCUGGUGGACUUCCACAACCCCAAGGAUGGCAUCUCCCUGGAGCACCUGGAGGUGCCGGAGCCCUGCAAGCGCAGGGCUGUGACCGGGGACUUUGUCCGCUACCACUACAAUGGCACACUCAUGGACGGGACCCUCUUCGACUCCAGCUACUCCCGCAAUCACACCUACAACACCUACAUCGGGAAGGGCUACAUCAUCCCUGGCAUGGACCAGGGCCUGCAAGGGGUCUGCAUGGGAGAGAGGCGGCGGGUGCUCAUCCCCCCACACUUGGCCUACGGGGAGAAUGGAGCAGGGGAUAAAAUUCCUGGCUCAGCCGUGCUCAUCUUUGACGUUCACGUCAUCGACUUCCACAACCCUGCUGACCCAGUGGAGAUCGAGACCGUGUACCGGCCCCAGGGCUGCAACCUCACCACCCGACACAGAGACUUCGUCCGCUACCACUACAACUGCUCCUUGCUGGAUGGCACCAAGCUCUUCUCCUCCCACGAUUAUGAGAAGCCUCAGGAGGUGACUCUGGGGACCAACAAGGUGAUCGAGGGCCUGAACAGUGGCCUCCUCGACAUGUGCGUAGGGGAGAGGCGAGUGCUCAUCAUCCCCCCUCACCUGGGCCACGGGGAGAGCGGAGCCCGGGGAGUGCCAGGCAGUGCUGUGCUGCGCUUCGAGGUGGAGCUGAUCUCCAUGGAGGAGGGGGUUCCCGAGGGCUACCUCUUCAUCUGGCACGGGGAGCCCCCAGAGAGCCUCUAUGAGCAAAUGGACCUGAACAAGGAUGGGGAGAUCCCUGCUGACGAGUUCUCCACCUUCAUCAAGACCCAGGUGGCUGAAGGAAAAGGCCGCCUGAUGCCCAGCUCCGACCCGGAGAAAGUCAUCGCUGACAUGUUCAAGAACCAGGACCGCAACCAGGACGGGAAGAUCACCUCCGAGGAGCUGAAGCUCAAGUCAGAUGAGGACCAGGAGAAGAUCCACGAGGAGCUCUGAGGAGCAGACCCCACUCUCUCCUGAAGACAGGACUUGUCCUGGCCGUGCCAUGGCUGGUCUACCCUGGGGAUCUACCCUUGCCUCUCCCCAGCCUCACACAGGGGCAGAUUUUCCCCCACUCCCCCCACCCCACACCCCAAACUAUUUAACUGAGGGGAUUUUAAGUGUUUCUCCUGGGCAGGAAACCUCACCAACCUCCAGCUAGUAAACCCAUGCAAGAAGGUGGGAAACACCCACGUUCCUGUGAGUCUCCACACCCCGUGGGGACGGCAGCACCCCCGUUUCCCCACAUUGCCCGGCCCUGGCUCUGCUGUGGAGCAGGACUGAGGAUGCCAGGGCCAGACUCUGGAGCCCUGCCCUGCUCUGAUGCCAGACUCCACUCUGACCCCCCUGUUCUCAGCUCCCCACAGAAGGGGUGAGGCAGUGGCAUCCUCUCCCCAAACCCCUUUGUCCUCCAGCCUCCUCGCCUGCCCGUGCUGCCUCUUGGGGCAGGCAGGCAGGAGAGGAGGGGGUCUUCCCUUCCACUUCUACCACAGCAGCCUGUAGUUUAGGGUUGGGUUGGGCUUUUAUACACACAUACAAACUUCUUUAAAGGGGAAAUAAAGCAAAGCCUUUCAUACAGGUCCCUGCUGCUGGCCCAGCCUCUGCUCCCUGCUGCCAUCCUCCCUGGGACAAGAGGCUGGAGGGGGCUCGGGUUCCCAGGGCAAAACCCCUGAGGUCCCAUGUGCAUCUGCUGUUCCAGAAAGCCUGGGCCCUCUGAGGCAGCAGGGCUGAGACCUGGCAAACUCCUCACCAGCUGGGAGAAGGAAAACAGAAAAACCUCUCCCAUACUGGCCCUCAGGGAGCAGCAGCAGCAUCCUCCCCCCUCAACCCCUCCACCCUGCACUGACAGCCCUCAGUGACUGAGAAAAAAAAAUCAGCCCAGUUUUCUUCUGAUGCCUUAAUGCAGCUAAUUAACUCUCAGGUCACUCUCAGGUCUGCCAGCUGUGACCAGCACAGCUCCAUCGCCUCCCACUGUCUCGAAAAGCUUUGGCACAGUGUGACUUGUAGAGAUAAAAAAAGCAAUGCAAGAAAACAGUGCAAAGGGUGUGAGAGAACCCCCUCCAACAAUGACUUCUACCUUGCACCUAAUAAAUAAUGCCUACUGGU